Molecule: messenger RNA, 1382 nt
Organism: Tupaia belangeri chinensis (Chinese tree shrew)
Lineage: Eukaryota; Metazoa; Chordata; Mammalia; Scandentia; Tupaiidae
Gene: SUB1
Product: SUB1 regulator of transcription
Exons: 5
Coding region: 108-491 (127 amino acids)
Biological process (GO): positive regulation of transcription initiation by RNA polymerase II
Molecular function (GO): transcription coactivator activity; DNA binding
Source: RefSeq, a predicted model, not a curated record
GCAGCCCCAGCGGGGCGGGGCCGGAGGCUCUUGGCUGCCGUCACUUCCUGUUCUCUGUCAGUCGGGAGCGAACGAGCAGGAGGUUGUUCGAUAGCAGGAGCGGAGCAAUGCCUAAAUCAAAGGAACUUGUUUCAUCAAGCUCUUCUGGCAGUGAUUCUGACAGUGAAGUUGACAAGAAGUUAAAGAGGAAAAAGCAAGUUGCUCCAGAAAAACCUGUAAAGAAGCAAAAGACUGGUGAAACUUCUAGAGCUCUGUCAUCUUCCAAACAGAGCAGCAGCAGCAGAGAUGAUAACAUGUUUCAAAUUGGGAAAAUGAGAUAUGUCAGUGUUCGGGAUUUCAAAGGGAAAGUUCUAAUUGAUAUCAGGGAAUAUUGGAUGGAUCCAGAAGGUGAAAUGAAACCAGGAAGAAAAGGUAUUUCUUUAAAUCCGGAGCAAUGGAGUCAGCUGAAGGAACAGAUUUCUGACAUUGAUGAUGCAGUAAGAAAACUGUAACAUCUGAGCCAUAUAAAAACCUGUACUGUUCUAGUUGUUUUAAUCUGUCUUUUUACAUUGGCUUUUAUUUUCUAAACGUUGUUUUCCAAGCUAUUGUAUAUUUGGAGUGCAGAACAAUUUGUAAGAUGAAUACUUUUUUUUUAAUGUGCAUUAUUAAAAAUGUUCUGAGCAAAGCUAACUGUCAACUUUAUUAAGGAGAAUUGCUCUGUGCCCAGUACCUAGUGUAAAAUAAAAUCAAGUAAUACAAUCUUAACUGUUGUGGCCUUUUUUGAUCAGAAGAGUUGGUACUGUGUAAGGCCAAAAGUAACAGUUUAAUAGAACUUUUAGUUUCAGCUCAGCCUUUACAUUAAAAAAGAGAUUUAUGUUGCACUGAGUUUAUAAACUUAAUUCUUGAAAUCCAUCCUUGAUCUGUUUUUUCCAAAUGUUUAGACUUGUUCAACUUUACCACCCCGGUGAUAUUUCACUUUCCUUUCUUUUCUUCAUUUUCCCUUAAUAACAUAAUUUUUUCUGUGUUCAGUUUUCAUUUUAUUUUUAGUUUGUUCCUUGAAUAUAAUUAUGCUAAUUUGGAAAGUCAGUGAAACUGUCAAUGUUAACUCAGUAAGGUACUCUAUAAGUAAAGUAUUAUGUGAGAACUGCAGUCACUUAAUCUACUGUAUUUAAACAUUAGCAGAUAUAGUUUGAUAAAUAACAUGGAUUAUAAGAAAACUGAGCAAGUGUAUGUUAUUACCCAUAGUGUUCUGUGUAGUCGUUAUUGCUUAGUCUGCAGAAAAUAUUGACUUGGAUAACUGGUUUGCUUUCACUUAUUUAAACAUGUUCACCAUGGGAUGAUGUCUAUAAAAUCAGAUAUUGUUAUUAGGAUUUAAUAAAAACUGAAAGCUUGCUGGCCUAAAA